GGCCCCUCUGUGCCACGACAAUCGAGCCAGUGACUGGUUUGCUCUCCUCCCCAACGAGCCCGACUACUGCACUUCGUCAGCCCUCCGCGCCCGCCGAUUCCUGUGCGCGCAGCUGCUGCCGACGCCGCAGCAAUGGCGCGCAAGACGCGGGCGAGCACCACCUGGUCGGGUUGCACUGACGUGGCGUGGAUGUUCGGCGUGGCGACGUGCGUGAAGCUGCUGCUCGUGCCGGCCUAUCGCAGCACGGACUUCGAGGUGCACCGCAACUGGCUCGCCGUCACGCACUCGCUGCCGCUAUCCCAGUGGUACGUGGACGCCACGAGCCCAUGGACCCUGGACUACCCGCCGCUCUUCGCCUUCUUCGAGCGCUGCCUCGCACUGCUGGCGUCCCGAGUGGACCCGCUAAUGACUGACCUGGUACAAGGGCUGGAGCACGCCAGCUACGCCACAGUGCUGUUCCAGCGCCUCUCGGUCAUGUGCACGACUGCCUGCUAGCCAUUGCCGCAUGGCGCUGCACGCGCAGCCUGCCCUCGCGCGCGCAUGGCAACGUGGUGGCGGGGGCGGUGCUCUUCUCCGCGGGGCUGCUGCUGGUGGACCACGUGCACUUCCAAUACAACGGCAUGCUGCUGGGGCUGCUGCUGCUUGCAAUGGCUUUCUUAGGGGAGGGGCGGCACGUGUGGGCGUCGGUGGCCUUCGCUUCCCUGUGCUGCAUGAAGCACCUCUUUGCUGUGGCGGGCCCCUUCUUCCUGCUCUUCCUCCUGCGCCACCACUGCUUCCCGCCACCCCCCGCCAGAGCUGCACGGCACAGCAGUGCACGUGGCAAGAGCAUCCCUUCCAGACGAAUAUCCCCCGGGGCAGCAGCCACGCAACCACUAGCAUCACGCAGCACUUUUAGCCUUCUGGCAUCGCUCGCCCGUAUAGCCACUCUGGGGGCAGCGGUCCUCUCUGUCCUCCUCCUCUCCUUCGCCCCUUUAUAGUCACAAACCAGAUCCCCAACCUGCUCUCCCGCCUCUUCCCCUUCGGCCGGGGUCUCAUGCACGCGUACUGGGCGCCCAACUUCUGGGCGCUCUACACUCUCACAGACAAGCUGCUCGCUGCUGGAGGAGCGGGAGGGAAGGGGGGGUGGACCAGGGGGCUGGUGGGCGAGGCGGUGGGGUUCUCGGUUCUCCCCAGGUGACGCCGCUGGGGUCGCUGCUGCUCGUGCUGGCCGCCAUGGCGCCCGUGCUGCUGCACGUGUGGCUGCGACCCGCGGCCUACAUGCAGAGGGACACCAUCGACAGUGGUAGCGAGGGCGGUGGUGACAAGGACAGCAGAGGCGUGAGCAAGGUGCAGCCCCAUGUCUCAUCCAGGGAAGCACGGUGUCAGCUGAGCGUGUACGCCAUUGCAGCGGCGCUGUCGCAUGUAUUUCUGAGUGCGUUCCUGCUGGGAUGGCACGUGCAUGAGAAGGCCGUGCUACACUGCCUGCUGCCGCUCUCCCUCCUCGCCUCCGCCUCCCCCGCAUGGGCGGCCGAGUUUCUCAUUCUUGCCACAGUGUCGCACUACUCUCUGCUCCCCCUCCUCUUCACACUCCCUGAGUACCCCAUCAAGCUGCUCCUCCUCUCCCUCUUCUCCCUCGCCCUCCUCCUCUCCUCCCUCCGCCUCUUCUCCCCCUCUCCCCACCACCGACGCACUUUAUCAACGCACCAACCAACUCCCAAUCCACAGUUCCCCAAGGUGCAGUAUCCAUCUUGGCUCUACAAGCUGCGAGUGGUUCAUGCCUUGGGUGUUCUACCCUUGGAAAUGCUUUGCCAGUUGCUGUACCACCACCCAGGGUUGCACGCACGCUUCCCUUUCCUUCCCCUGCUUCUCACUUCAGUGUACUGUGCUGUGGGCAUUACUGUAGCUUGGGCUGUGCAGCUAUAUGCUAUUGUCAGCUCGUGAUCCAUCCGUGGUCCUGUUGGACCGGUAUGCAUCAUAUGUACGGUAAUAGAGCCAUAUUUGAAAGCUGUAUGCUCUUGUACUUUACC
Molecule: messenger RNA, 2006 nt
Organism: Closterium sp. NIES-67
Lineage: Eukaryota; Viridiplantae; Streptophyta; Zygnematophyceae; Desmidiales; Closteriaceae
Source: the annotation of a GenBank genome assembly